Messenger RNA from Arachis ipaensis, 1666 nucleotides. Its product is annotated as tRNA-thr(GGU) m(6)t(6)A37 methyltransferase. The record is from RefSeq and is a predicted model, not a curated record. NCBI's taxonomy places the organism in Eukaryota, Viridiplantae, Streptophyta, Magnoliopsida, Fabales, Fabaceae.
CAAGUUUCAUUGGCAGAAACUAAGAUAUUGAGGUAUAACGUGUUACAGUGUCGCAAAACAGAAUGCAUCGACUUCAGAGUUCAGAUACCAUUGCACUUUGAAGCUCUCCUUUCUCAUCCAGAUUCUAAUCACAGUAAACUCAACAAAUAUGAAGGAUCCAUGAAACAAACGGGUCACUGGAUUAGAUGAACCGAGUCCGACCCAAAUAGCAAAUUUGAUGAAGCAACCAAACCAAACCAAGCUUCGCUGAGAACUGAAACUGAUGAUUGUAACUGCAUAACAGGAUUGGGACUUGGGGGGAGGUACCAUUUCAGAAGCUAAAAAUGGUUGGAAAGAGAUUAAGCAUAACCUUAACAAUAACAUUCGCUGCUAUUUCCUUCUCUACUGCAAUCUCUGCAUAUGUCUUGAGUAGAAAAUGUAAGGGUUUGAAGUCCAAGAUUCUUGAGCUGGAGGCUUCUCUCAAGUCUUCCUUAGAUAAAUGUGCCUCUGAAAGGCAAGGGAGAAUUAGGGCUCAACAGACCUUGAGAAAAGAACUAUCACAACCUAAAUCUGAAAAUCUGAAGCUGACAUAUUACCCUAUGGCACCCAUUGGUACCAUCCGCUCAUGCUUCUCUACUAGGAAUGGGACACCGAGGCAACCGUUACUUGUACCACUUGCUAGAGCCUGUUUGGUUUUUAAUGCCACUCGUGUUCCGCCAGCAUCUCUUGAGGGUCUAGCUGAAUAUUCUCACUGCUGGGUUUUAUAUGUAUUUCAUUUAAAUACAGAUCUUGAGAAACUAUGGAAACAUCCAUCUCAAUCAGGGUUUAAGGCAAAGGUGAGAGUUCCGAGACUUAAAGGAGGAAGAAUGGGAGUGUUCGCCACGCGAUCCCCACAUCGUCCAUGCCCCAUUGGACUUACAGUUGCAAAGGUAGAGGCUGUACAGGAAAAUAUGAUUUUGCUUUCUGGUGUCGAUCUGGUUGAUGGAACUCCAGUACUUGAUAUCAAGCCUUACCUGCCAUAUUGUGACAGCGUCCAAAAAGCUGUAGUGCCAAAUUGGUUGAUGGAGGAUAGCUUACUCUCAGUAUCUUCUGUAAGCUUUGCAGAGGACUUCGCUUCAGCACUCGAAAAUUGCUGGACAAUGGCAGAAAAGAAGUCGCUUUAUGCAUCACCAAGCGAGUUCCAACGCUUGAUCAAGCAAGUUCUUUCAUGGGAUAUUCGGUCAUUGAGCCAAAGAAACAGGCCUCAUGAUGCUCUCUCAAAAAGUGAUAACAAUGAUGAAAUGUUGGUUAAUACUUCUGAUGUAGAUGAACACCAAGAUGACAGAGCUUUUUUACAUGAAAAGGACCAGAAUUCUGUAGAUUCUAAGGACAUAAUAUAUCACCUAAUUUUGGAGGGACUUGAUGUCUCUUAUAGAAUUGAUCACCAUGGUAAGGUGAAUGUGGAAAAGGUGUCACCAUCAUCUUUCUUGGACAAAAUCUCUAACUCUUGCAAUUACUUGACUUGGAAAGACAAGCUGCAGUGAAUUCUGUUGUAAACCUUCAUUAAUUUUAAUUUUAGCUUCUCAUGAGUUGUUUUUUUUUUUUUUACAUAGAAAGUUCCAUUAAGAGGGAAGUGAAAGCUUAGAGACUGGUUUUAUUUUGAGGUAAUGUUUUUAUUUUAGUUAUAAAAGUGAAAAUUUUGACUCAA